Myripristis murdjan (pinecone soldierfish) is the source of this 1739-nucleotide messenger RNA. RefSeq names its product G patch domain and KOW motifs (gene gpkow). Gene Ontology annotation, biological process: mRNA splicing, via spliceosome. Gene Ontology annotation, cellular component: spliceosomal complex. The coding region runs from base 27 to 1574 and encodes 515 amino acids. The transcript is spliced from 11 exons. NCBI's taxonomy places the organism in Eukaryota, Metazoa, Chordata, Actinopteri, Holocentriformes, Holocentridae. Gene Ontology annotation, molecular function: nucleic acid binding. The record is from RefSeq and is a predicted model, not a curated record.
UCUACUUCUGUCAUUUCUAAACAACCAUGGCGUCGUACGAAGAGGAUGGACCUGUAGCCAAGUCUGGCGCCGCUGAGGAGCAAGGAGACAGAAAACCAGCCGCUAUAUCUUUUGGUUUUACUAAAACUAUAAACAAAUUCAAAUCCUCGAGUGCCAGCGUCGCAAGCAAGGAGGAUGAGCGGGAUUACUUGACCGGAAUUGACGAGAGAAAACUGCAAAGUUCAAAGCCAGCCGAGGAGCCCCAGGAGCUCAUCAUCCCCCUGAUCCAGAGGAACCGCUGGUGCAGGCCGGGCCGAGCGGGACACACCGCCCCGCCGGAGGCAGGAGAGGGAGACACACAGCACACAGCUGGGGAGCAGGACUCUGUGGAGUCACAGGCUGUCAAAGAGCUUAUUGAAGACUCCCAGAGGCAGCUUGACAAGUGGCAGAAUGGGUCUCAGAUAGACUACCAGCUCACCAUCCCCCUGCUGAUGCAAAACCAGGUCCCUGAGGGCUUUGAGGACGGAGACCAAGUCAAGGUGGACCUGCGGCCUGAAUCUUCGACAGAGGCAGAUUAUGAGCGCAUUCCUGUUGCAGCUUAUGGCCUCGCUAUGCUGAAGGGGAUGGGCUGGAAAGAAGGAGAGGGUAUCGGACGCACUUUUAAACAGGAUGUGAAGCCUAUCGAACACCAACUCCGUCCGAAAGGUUUGGGUCUCGGAGCAGAUCGUUCGGCGAUCAGGGACCUGGAGCCCAGCAGACAUCGACGUCCCCCUAAGCCAGGCGAGGAGCAGGCAAAGGAGGAGGCUCUGGUGCUGGGGCCUGGGGGCUGCGUCCUGGUGGAGUCUGGUGCACACAAGGACCUGUAUGGGAAGAUAGAGGGGGUCGAUCCAGACAACGCCCGAGUUGUGGUGAAGCUGGCUAUUGGUGGCAAGACUGUGACCGUCAGCCAGUACGCCAUAAAGCUGGUUGAUAGUAAAGAGUACGAGAAAUACAGCAAAGACCUCAGUCGCCUCACUAAAGCCCAUAAAGAGAAGGAAAAAGAGAAGGAGAAGGAACGGGACAAGGAGCGACAGAGACGGGAGGAGAAAGAGAGGAGGGGUAGUGGUGACGAGAGGGUGAAACACAAGUCGGAUGGAGACAGAGGAAAAGAUGAGCGAAAGAGAAAACACAAAGACUCAAGUCAAGACAGAGAGAAGCCCCCGGUGAAAGAGGCACGGCAACAACCGGCUGCCCCCUCCUGGCUCCAGAGAGACCUGAAAGUGCGCUUUGUAGACAAAGCAUUCAAAGGGGGCAGGUACUACAACUCCAAGAUGCGUGUGGAGGACGUCCUGACACCGAGUACCUGUGUGUGUCGAACUGAAGAGGGAAGACUGUUAGAUGAUGUGAAACAGACAAUGCUGGAGACAAUUGUGCCAAAGAAUGAAUCGGACGCUAUAAUGGUUGUGCUGGGUGAACACAGGGGGCAGGUGGGGCGUAUUCUCCAGCGUGACAGGAACAAGUGCAGAGCGAUGGUACAGCUGGACCGCUACGAGGAGAAAGUCUUCACGCUAGACUAUGACUCUAUCUGUCACUACCUGGGAGCAGGAGAACACUGACUUUUCUCCCUCUCUGACCUCAAUUUCUAACAUCACUCGCCCCUCCCUCCAACCCAACUCAACCCGAAAUAUUGUCUUUUUGUAUUGUAAUGUUUGGAAAAUAAUGGAUUCAUAAGAUUAUGGUGUUUUAUGAUAUUGCACUUUUGUAAUAAAAUCAUGUUUAAA